Molecule: messenger RNA, 993 nt
Organism: Rotaria sp. Silwood1
Lineage: Eukaryota; Metazoa; Rotifera; Eurotatoria; Philodinida; Philodinidae
Source: the annotation of a GenBank genome assembly
AUGUCUAACAACACAAGUCACACUAUUCAUCGUCUCAAUGAAAUCACUACUAAUAUCUAUCGAUUUACUUUUCCUCCUUUGAUCAUUUUUGGUCUUAUUGGUCAUAUACUUGAUAUAAUUAUAUUUACUCGACCGAAUCUCAUUUCAAAUUCAUGUUGUAAUUAUUUUCUUACAUCAUCAUGUGUUUCUAUUAUACAAAUUGUAUUUGGUCAAUUAUUUCGUUUCUUAAAAGGUGGUUAUCAUAUACCAAUACCAGUUCUUUGGUGGUGUCGAGCACGUGUAUUUUCCUUAUAUUCGACUCACUUGGCAUCAACAACUCUAAUGACACUUGCCUCUGCCGAUCGCUAUGCAUCAUCGUUUUAUCAAGUAAAAUAUCGUCGAUUGGCGAAUGUUAAAAUUGCACGACGUUUGAUUCCAAUUGUUUUAAUCAUUUCAGGUCUUUGUCGGUCGCAUAUGUUAGCUUUUUUUGUUCUUGAUAAAGAUGAAGAAGACGAGUGUUGGGCUCCAAGAGCAACUCAUUAUCGAUUAAGUUUUGAUACUGUUUUUCUUAUUGUUCAUGGAAUAAUCUUUCCUGUACUAAUGGGUAUAUUCGGUUCUCUUACAGUAUACAAUAUGCGUCAACGACAAAGAUCUGAACAACAAACUGGAGUGUCAAAUUUGAGACUACAUCGUAUUCGAGAUUUUCAACGCAUGACACUUGUUCAAACAGCUUGGGCCAUUGCGUUAACUCUCCCAUUUGGUAUUCAUAAAUUACAUCGAACAAUAACACAUUCUGAUUUGAAAACUCCAGAAAAAUUAGCAUGGGAACGAUUGAGUAUGUCUAUAGUACGAUUACUAUGGUUUUUUCAUGAUAGUGCUGCAUUUUAUAUAUAUUCACUUUCAUCUGUUAAAUUUCGUCAUGAAUUACUGAAAUUUCUGGAUGAACAUCUACCUCGAAGAAUAUACGGAACUCAAAGGACAAAAAAAGUUUUUGAAAUAUUAUCUAUUGAAUAG